This is a messenger RNA of Phytophthora sojae, 1024 nucleotides long. Its product is annotated as Kazal-like serine protease inhibitor domain-containing protein. Gene Ontology annotation, molecular function: protein binding. Lineage: Eukaryota; Oomycota; Peronosporomycetes; Peronosporales; Peronosporaceae. The record is from RefSeq and is a predicted model, not a curated record. The transcript has 3 exons. Bases 50 to 1024 code for a protein of 324 amino acids.
CCACACUCCAGCGUCCAACCCAAGCUACCAAGCUUCACUCCACUCUACCAUGAAGCUCGCCGCGCACCUCGUGUUUGCCGCCAUCGCCGCUGCAUCCGCGCACGCUGGCUACGGCGGUGGGGUGCCGUCAACUGCUGCUAGCAACGAUACCGACAGCGGCAGUGACAGCGGCUGCCCCUCAAUGUGCCCCGCUCUCCACGCUCCGGUCUGCGGCUCCGACGGAGUCACGUACUCGAAUGCUUGUCGCUUGAGCGUCGCGAACUGCAACAGCCAAAGUGGAGCCAUCACCCAAGUGCACGACGGAGCAUGCUCCACGAGCGGCUCGACCUCCGAGACGUCCUCGUACGAGACGUCGACGGACAACAGCGAGAGCGACUCCUGCUCCAAGGCGUGCACCAAGAUCUACAUGCCGGUAUGUGGCUCCGACGGCGUCACCUACGGCAACGACUGCAUGUUUGGUGUCGCUCAGUGCAAGAGCGGCGGCACCAUCACCAAGGUGUCCGAUGGACAGUGUCCGGAGUCGUCGACGUCUUCGACUGGAAGCACCGGAACCGACUGCCCCGACGAGUGCAUCGAGAUCUGGAAGCCCGUGUGCGGCUCCGACGGCGUCACGUACGCCAACUCGUGCUUCCUGGGCGUCGCCACCUGCAAGGACCCGAGCGUCACCCAAGCCAGCGACGGCGCCUGCACUUACACGUCGUCGGGCUGCCCGGAAGUCUGCACCGCCAUCUACUCGCCCGUGUGCGGCUCGGACGGCGUCACGUACGGCAACGAGUGCGAGUUGGGCGUUGCCAGCUGCAAGAACCCCAAGCAAAACAUCAAGAAGGUCGAGGCGUCUUCAGCAUCGUCCUCUACGUCGUGCCCAGACGCUUGCACUGCCAUCUACGCACCAGUUUGCGGCUCUGACGGUGUCACAUACUCCAGCGAGUGUAAGCUUGAUGUCGCUUGCUGCAAGAACCCGGAGCUUCACAUCACCAAGGCGCAUGAUGGGGCCUGCUCAGUUGAGUGCAAGACGCAGCUCUAA